Molecule: messenger RNA, 606 nt
Organism: Laccaria bicolor S238N-H82
Lineage: Eukaryota; Fungi; Basidiomycota; Agaricomycetes; Agaricales; Hydnangiaceae
Exons: 5
Coding region: 1-606 (201 amino acids)
Source: RefSeq, a predicted model, not a curated record
AUGGACAGCGUGACGGGAUGGUCUGCAAAAAUGUUUGACGAAAGAACCUCUCCUCUAAUGCCAGACGUAGUAUUUGUCAAUGUUGGGUUGGAGCCCCAAGUCCAAACCGGACCAUUGUCACGCAAGCCCAGAAAGGCCUUGGGGUUGGGACCCAAUGUUAGGAGGCUCAUCGAGCGAUACGAGUGGCUGCUUUUAGGAGCCUGGGGCAAUGGCAUUACUACCUGCUACCAGUCUGUCGUUGUCGUCAUGCAUCGUCUGCUGAGAGAUGACAGUGUCUGGUUCCAGUUUGUCGUACCUGAUGCAGACCUCAUCAUCCUGGAGUGGCGCGACGCUCGCUUCUACUACGUUUACCGCCUCCAAAAACCUCAUCCACAUCCCAAAUUGAAUACAGCCGUGCCCGAUGCCUCCAAAUACAUAAAAGAAACUUGGGUGUAUAUUGUCGACACCUCACCUGAACACCAAAAACAGAGGUUUGACUUUGAAGAAACUUUGUCAGUUCCAAUUGGUCCUGACUUGCUAAUGGAUGAAAUUGGGGCAAUCAGGCUCCUAAAAGCAGCCGCUCGUCUCGCAAGGUUUUCGUACUCAGGAGGAGAACUAUAUUUGUGA